CCCCCUCUUCUAGUCUUCUUCCUCCGAUCGAAGUGUUCUUGCGAGCCUUAUCAAAAUAAAGAAAAGUGUUCUUGCGCGGAAGCCGCCCUGAUCCCUCUAACCGCAGAGAUCAUGGAGACCGGCAGGAAGCAGCGUCAGCACCACCACUUCGUUCUGGUGCACGGCGCCUUCCACGGCGCGUGGUGCUGGUACAAGGUGGCCACCGCCCUGUCGUCCGCGGGCCACCGCGUCACGGCGCUGGACAUGGCCGCGUGCGGCGCCAGACCCGGGCGCGCCGAGGAGGUGCCGUCCUUCGAGGAGUACAGCCAGCCGCUCCUGGACGCCGUGGCCGCGCUGCCGCCCGAGGAGAAGGCGGUCCUCGUCGGCCACAGCUUCGGCGGGCAGUGCCUCGCGCUGGCCAUGGAGAGGUACCCUGACAGAGUCUCCGUCGCGGUCUUCGUCUCGGCCGCCAUGCCCGCCGCCGGGAAGCCCAUGAACCUCGUCUUCCAACAGGUUUUGCAUGAACAGCGGCCAGCAGAUUUCUACAUGGACUGCAAAAUCGAAACGAGCGGCGAUCCCGAGCAUCCCGUGGAGACCCUUCGGCUCGGGCCACGGUUCCUGGAGCAGAGAAUGUAUCAGUCUCUCAGUUCCCCUGAGGAUCUGACCCUGGCGAUGGCGGCGUUGAGGCCGUCACGGCGGUUCCGGAACGACGCGACGAUGAUGGACGGGGCCGUGCUGACGGCGGAGCGGUACGGCGCGGCGAGGCGUGUGUGCGUCGUCGCCGAGGAGGACGCGUCGUGGUCGGCGGAGUUUCAGCGGCGGAUGGCGUCGUGGAACCCCGGCACGGAGGUGAGAGGGUUGCAGGGAGCUGAUCACAUGCCGAUGCUGUCGAAGCCAAGGGAGCUCUCGGAACCACUCAUGGAGGUAGCUGACAAGUACAGUUGAGAAGCAUGUAUCUUUCCUUUUAAACCUGAAUUACUCUGCAGAAUGUUUGUUCAAGUAUGAAUGUCGGAAUCAUUGUCCAGAAAAAAAAAAUGCCACGAGGAGUUUGCAUCUGCAUCAUGAAGAAAGAUUUAGAAUGUCCAGACAUUUGUUGCAGAAGGAAACUUUAGACAUGAUUCUAACUAGAACAUUUCUCAUAGUUG
Messenger RNA from Panicum hallii, 1124 nucleotides. RefSeq names its product probable esterase PIR7A. The record is from RefSeq and is a predicted model, not a curated record. Gene Ontology annotation, molecular function: methyl salicylate esterase activity; methyl jasmonate esterase activity; methyl indole-3-acetate esterase activity. Gene Ontology annotation, biological process: jasmonic acid metabolic process; salicylic acid metabolic process. Lineage: Eukaryota; Viridiplantae; Streptophyta; Magnoliopsida; Poales; Poaceae. The coding region runs from base 112 to 924 and encodes 270 amino acids. The transcript has 4 exons.